Molecule: messenger RNA, 2572 nt
Organism: Juglans microcarpa x Juglans regia
Lineage: Eukaryota; Viridiplantae; Streptophyta; Magnoliopsida; Fagales; Juglandaceae
Product: L-type lectin-domain containing receptor kinase VIII.1
Exons: 1
Coding region: 146-2281 (711 amino acids)
Biological process (GO): protein phosphorylation
Cellular component (GO): plasma membrane
Molecular function (GO): carbohydrate binding; protein kinase activity; ATP binding
Source: RefSeq, a predicted model, not a curated record
CAAAGAACCCCAUCCCAUCCCCUCUCUCUCUCUCGUGAUUCAAUCUUCAUCAUCUGGUCUUUCUAACUCCCUCUCACACACCACGAAUUCAGCCCCCACGAAAAGUCCUUUAGAUAUCUAAUGGGUGUUCACUGAAACAACGGCAAUGGUGAGAAUUUCUUUCGAACUUUCGGGCAUUGUCUUGGUUCUCUUUACACUGUUGCUCUGCUUUUUCAACAGUGACAUUACAGCUGCAGCAACUGAAUUCGACUUCGGCACCUUGACUCUCAGCAGCCUGAAGCUCCUCGGCGACGCCCACUUGAACAAUGGGAGCGUAAGGCUCACCCGCGACCUACCCGUCCCCAACUCUGGCGCCGGUAGGGUGCUCUACUCCGAACCGAUAAAGUUCCGCCUUCCCGGGACACGCUUCCCGGCGAGCUUCUCGACUUUCUUCUCUUUCUCAGUCGCCAACUUAAACCCGUCGUCGAUCGGCGGAGGGCUCGCCUUCGUAAUCUCGCCAGAAGAUGAGACCGUCGGCGACGCCGGUGGGUUCCUCGGCCUCCUCGCUGAGCAGGGCUCGCCCUCAGGAUUCGUGGCGGUCGAGUUCGAUACCCUUUUGGACGUGGAGUUCAAGGACAUUAAUGGAAACCAUGUAGGCUUGGAUCUGAACAGCAUGGUUUCGGCGCAGGUUGGCGAUUUGGAAGCCAUAGGGAUCGAUCUUAAGAGCGGCAAUUUGGUUAACGCGUGGAUCGAGUACGAUGGGUCAAGCCGGGUGUUCAACAUAUCGGUUUCGUACUCAAAUCUGAAACCGAAGGAGCCCCUCUUGUCGUUUAGCCUGGAUUUGGAUCAGUACGUGAACGAUUUUAUGUACGUUGGGUUUUCCGGGUCGACUCAGGGGAGCACAGAGAUUCACAAUGUCGAGUGGUGGAGUUUUAGUUCGUCGUUUGAUCCUAGUUCGGGUUCUGGGUCUGGGUCUGCAUUAUCGCCUCCUCCAACGACUAGUAUGAUGAAUCAGACGGCUGACUCAGUGAAGUCACCACCGCCUUCACAGGCUCCCUCUGGGUCUGACUCAAUUUCGAGUACCUCGCUGAAAAACAGCAAGUCUUCAUCUUGUCAUAACCAGCUCUGUAAGCAAGGACCAGGAGCUGUGGCUGGUGUGGUUACUGCCGGGGCUUUCGUUUUGGCCCUGUUUGCCGGUGCUCUAAUCUGGGUAUACUCAAAGAAGAUCAGACACGUGAAGAAACCCGAUUCGCUUGCUUCAGAAAUAAUCAAAAUGCCGAAGGAAUUCAGUUAUAGGCAGCUCAAAUCGGCAACCAAGUGCUUCAAUGCAAAUAGAAUUAUCGGCCAUGGCGCAUUUGGAACCGUUUAUAAGGGUAUAUUACCGGAGACUGGCGACAUUUUUGCGGUGAAGAGAUGUAGUCACGAUAGCCAGGGAAAGACUGAAUUUCUAUCUGAAUUGUCCAUAAUUGGAACUCUUCGACAUCGAAAUCUUGUUCGGCUUCAAGGUUGGUGCCACGAGAAGGGGGAAAUCUUGUUAGUUUAUGACUUAAUGCCCAACGGGAGCCUUGAUAAAGCUUUGUUUGAAGCGAGAAUACCUUUGCCAUGGCCGCAUAGGAGGAAAAUUUUAUUAGGGGUUGCCUCUGCCCUAGCAUACUUGCACCAAGAGUGUGAAAACCAGGUGAUUCAUAGAGACGUAAAGAGUAGUAACAUAAUGUUGGACGAGGGGUUCAAUGCCCGUUUAGGAGAUUUCGGUUUGGCGCGGCAAAUUGAGCAUGAUAAAUCUCCAGAUGCUACAGUAGCAGCUGGGACAAUGGGGUAUCUGGCCCCUGAGUAUCUUCUAACGGGGAGAGCUACAGAGAAAACUGAUGUGUUUAGCUAUGGAGCUGUGGUUCUUGAAGUGGCUAGUGGAAGGAGACCCAUCGAGACUGGGGCCGGGAGUGUUCGAGCUAGCAGCAACUUAGUGGAAUGGGUUUGGAGUUUACACAAAGAAGGGAGGUUGUUAACCGUGGCGGAUGCGAGGCUUGGAGGUGAAUUUGAUGAGGGCGAGAUGAGGAGGGUGCUGCUGGUUGGACUGGCUUGCUCUCAUCCUGACCCAUUGGCUAGACCCACAAUGAGAGGCGUGGUCCAGAUGUUAGUGGGUGAGGCUGAAGUCCCCAUUGUUCCUCGAGCAAAGCCUUCCAUGAGUUUUAGCACUUCCUACCUCUUGAUGAGUUUGCAGGAUAGCGUGUCUGACUGCAAUGCUUUGAUCACCAUGUCCACCUCCUCAUCAGAGGAUGGCUUCAUUGGUGGCGAUAUCGUUUAAUCCAGCCGACGGUCUUUUCUUUGUUUUGUUUUUUAAUUAUAUGUAUACGUGUUUGCCUAAAUUAAUAAAUGCUAGCGCAAGUUUAGGACUUGAGAGUUGCAAUUUUGCUCUUAGUUAUAUUAUGUAAUCCAUUGUACAAUAGGAUGGCAUAGAGUUGUAGGAAGGAGCAAAAGAAUGAAUGGAAACUGGGAUGUUAAAUUGUUUUUUAAAUUUUCUGUUUCUUUUGUCACAGAACUGAAACAGAUUGGUGGAUAUCUUUUCUAUUCAAUAUUUAUGCUCUGUUUUUGUUUA